AAAGAUUUGUGAAAGAAUAUUCUUCCGCAUCUAAAUCCCUCAUCUGUUCCUCUUUCAAUUUCUAAGGCCACGUUCGUUGGAUUUGGAUUUCGCCCCAUUUUCAGAUCUUUGUCAUCUUCAUUUUCAUCCUCCGCCGAUUACCGCUUUUCGUUUGCUCAGCCAGCUCAAAUCAGCCUUCGAUCAAGAGUUGAAUCCCAUCGACAAACCUCAAGAACCACUCUGUUUCCAAAUUUCCGUCCCCAGUCAUGGCGUCCACUGAUGUUCUCAAGCGAGUAGAGAAUCGUCUCACGUUUUCCCCUCUCCUCGAUCCCAUCAAAGGUGAUGCGGAUUCUCGUGGCAUGUCGAUCGAGAAGAAGAUAGAAUUUUUGGAGAGCUUGGCUGGGAAGGUUACUAAUAGGAAGUCUCGCCGAUGGUUAAAUGAUCGUCUUCUAAUGGAGCUUGUUCCUCGUUUGAAUGCUGAAGAAGUUAGAGGCUUGUUUGCUCCACCACCUUGGGGUGAUGAUGUACGGCCCACAACAUUCUCCAUGACUAAUGCAGAAGACUGGGACAAGUUCAGGAGUAUAGACAUGGAUAAAGAGGCUAAGAUCAUCGGAGUCUUGGAGAACUCAUCUGCUAAGAGAAAAGGUCAUAUUGAUGCUGACAAAAUGGCUUUCUUGAAUGCCUGGCGCAGAAUUGAAUGUCGAACUAGAGAGGCACUUCGCCGAAGUUUUCUUCCAGAACUUGUUGAGGGUUUUGAGGGGUGCAUAAGAUCAUUCAUUUCAGACACUAGUAAAGAUGUUCUGACGUUGCGAGUUCAAGAUCCAUUCCACAGAUUACUGCUUCAUGGAGUUUGUGAGGUGGAUGCGUUCACCGACUCCGCCUUCAAGGGAAAUCCGGCGGCCGUUUGUCUAUUAGAGGAAGAAAGAGGGGAGAAAUGGCUGCAGGCUUUGGCCGCCGAGUUCAACAUCUCCGAGACGUGUUUUUUGAUUCGCAUUAACGAGGAAGAAGAAACCGAUGGAAACUUGUCGCCCAAGUUUCGCCUCCGGUGGUUCACUCCUNNNNUCCAGGUUGACCUUUGUGGUCAUGCAACAUUGGCGGCUGCACACACCCUCUUCUCAUCUGGUUUAGUGAAUUCAAAUAUUAUUGAGUUUUCCACACUUUCAGGAAUUCUAACUGCUAAGAAGGUUCCAGAUGUGCAUAACGGUGAAGCACAAGAGAGUUACUUGAUUGAAUUGGAUUUCCCAGCUAUCUCAUCGGCUGAAGUCAAUUCUGCUGACGUUUCUUCAAUCUCCAAAGCGUUGAAUGUUGCUUCUAUACUUGACAUAAAGAUAACUACCACAGAUAAUCCCAAGAAUUUCUUGGUUGUUCUUCCAUCAGGAAAAGACGUAGUAGAUUAUCAACCUAACAUUGAUGAGCUACUAAAGUGUCCCGGAAAUGGGGGGGUAAUCAUAACUGGAGUUCCCCCUGCUGAGUCUGAAUUCGAUUUUUACAGUCGAUUCUUCUGCCCCAAAUUUGGGAUCGACGAGGAUCCUGUGUGUGGUAGUGCACACUGUGCCUUGGCUGUCUACUGGGCCAAAAAGUUGGGGAAGUCUGAUUUUGUUGCUUAUGCGGCAUCACCUAGAAGUGGAAUAUUGAACAUCCAUCUGGACGAGCAGAAACAGAGGGUUCUAUUGCGAGGGAAAGCUGUUACUACAAUGGAAGGGGUAAUUUUAGUUUAGACUCUCGAAUCAAUCAAAUCAAUUUAAGUCGUAUCUCCCUUUAGCAUAAUCCAAAAAUGGCAAUGAUUAGGUGGACAACUCCCAAGAAAUAGAAACUUUGAAUGAACUGUACCAUAAUAUUGUGCUAUAAUAUGGCCUUUAUGAAGGUAAAUGCUCUAUUUGAACACCUUUGUUUCAGCUUGUAUAUGAAUCCUGGAUCCUUUUAAUUGAUGCUACUUGAAUUUGGCAUGCUGUUGAUUUGGCAUGCUUAUCGAGUAAACAUUAGUUGAUUUUGUAAGAUAAAUAAAGUUACACGAAUGACGUACUAUUAUACUAAGCUAGAA
Momordica charantia (bitter melon) is the source of this 2020-nucleotide messenger RNA. NCBI's taxonomy places the organism in Eukaryota, Viridiplantae, Streptophyta, Magnoliopsida, Cucurbitales, Cucurbitaceae. The record is from RefSeq and is a predicted model, not a curated record.